Pyricularia grisea is the source of this 1614-nucleotide messenger RNA. RefSeq lists its product as uncharacterized. The coding region runs from base 1 to 1614 and encodes 537 amino acids. Gene Ontology annotation, molecular function: NAD+ binding. The record is from RefSeq and is a predicted model, not a curated record. The transcript has a single exon. NCBI's taxonomy places the organism in Eukaryota, Fungi, Ascomycota, Sordariomycetes, Magnaporthales, Pyriculariaceae.
AUGGACAACCAUGGAGGCGUAAUGGACUGCCACAAUACCUUCUCAUCAACAACACUGGACCAAGUUGCACGCUACAUCAUCGCCGGCGCCGGGUCUCCGCCCGGCAUUAUCGUUCUCGCCGGAGCCGGCAUCAGCACCUCGGCGGGGAUCCCAGACUUCCGCUCGCCCAAGACCGGACUGUACGAUAAUCUCGCCCGCUUUAGCCUUGAAAGCCCGACCGACGUCUUUGACAUCAACUUCUUCCGCACAAACCCGCAGCCAUUUUACUCCCUGGCCCCGGAGCUCUACCCUGGCCGGUAUGCACCCACCAUCUCACACGCAUUCGUGGCUCUGCUAGCCCGCAAGGGACUCCUUGCCAUGCUAUUCACGCAGAACAUUGACGGCCUCGAAAAGGCCGCCGGUGUGCCGCCGGACCUGGUCGUCGAGGCCCACGGCAGCUUCGACUCGCAGCGCUGCGUCGACUGCGCGCAAGAGUUCCCCGCCGCGGACAUGCGCGUCCACGUUGCUGCGUCCAGGGUUCCGCGUUGUGGAAAGUGCGGCGGUCUGGUCAAGCCAGAUAUUGUCUUUUUUGGCGAGCAGCUGCCGGAAAGGUUCUUUCGCGCAAGGGAGGCGCAUCUGCCUGACCUGGAAGGUGUACCGAUCCCCGAGGUAUUGGGUGGUCCAAGGGCCCGGCAGGUGGUCAUCGUCAUGGGCACGAGCCUGAGCGUGCCGCCGUUUUGUGAGCUGCCGGUCCGGGCAGCGGAUGGCGUGCCGAGAGUUUUGUUCAACCGGGAGGUGGUGGGAGAUUUCGGGGAGAGGGCAGACGAUGUUGUCGAGCUUGGAGACUGCGAUUCUGGGGUCAGGAAGUUGGCAGAGAUGCUAGGGUGGGGGGAGGAGUUGGAAGUCGAGUGGCGGAGGGUGGUUGGCAAUGAGGAGGCAGAGAGGCAGCUGGUGCGGGCCGCUGCCGCUGCCGCUCCUCAUCCUACCUUGGUGAUGGACAAUGGAUUGUCGGAAGACAGCUCUGACUCGUCAGAUUCCGCCUCUGAUGAUGAGGACGACUUAAUGAGUGAUGGCGAUAAUGGGGAUCAUGAGGUCAACGAUUUUAGCAGCUCAUCGCUUGGUGCUGUCUCCACACCGCUGACUCUGGACAGCGUAUAUCAAAACCCCAUUCAGGACCAGAUGGUUCAUGUUUCUUCCAGUUUACCAUCAGUCUCGUUGGCGGCGGACCUUUCCUGCCUUGUACCGCCACCGGUCCAAGGGGAUUUUGUCGGCUCACUUGAUCAUCAUCACAACUUUCUCGUCGAUCCAAUUGAGAUAGGGCAAGGAGAACCAACCGACUUUUUGGGCCAAAACCAGGCGAUGCUAGAUCUCGUCCCAAUACGACACGAGUUUGCAGAGAUUGGUUCAGCUGACGGAGUCUCGAUAAACCAGAAGUCGGAGCAUGUUGUCAGAAACCCUGAUAUUGACGAUUCCAACAGCACCUCAAACCAAAUUCCCAGGACCACCAGGACGUUCCAGUUUACCGAGUCGCGGGGCCAGACUGAGGGUAAUGUCAGUCCUGACCCAAUUAGCAUGUUCACCUGGCAUGAUGAUCCUGGUUUCUGGGAUGAAUGGCCUGGUACGGGGGACCCUUGA